Chara braunii is the source of this 2880-nucleotide messenger RNA. The record is from the annotation of a GenBank genome assembly. Lineage: Eukaryota; Viridiplantae; Streptophyta; Charophyceae; Charales; Characeae.
GCAAGACGAGGCAACAGCAAAGGCUGCCGAUGAAGAAUGACUUCAACGACGCGAGAAGAUAUUCAGCGGAGAGCGAGCUUUGCUCACAAUGGCAGGGAACUGGCGGGCCGAGGCUGAGAAUGGGAAGCUGGAAGAGAGUGGAAACAAGAUCGCUCUACUCCUCUCCCGUCUCACGGACCUCCUGGCCACGUGCAUUGCACAGCAGGAGGACAUUCACAACCUCGACGACGCGGUUCAGACAUACAAUCAGGUGUUUGACCAACUCACCCGCCGCCUCCAGCAGCUGGAACAAACCGUCGCCGCCCCCGUUGCCAGCUCUUCCAACACCUCCAAUCGCCUCGAGGCAUUGGAGAUUGACGUCGGAUCCCUCAAGGACGGCGUGCAGUUACAGCGAAACGCCACGCAACAGUUGGAGCAGCGGAUCUAUACUGCCGCCACUCACUCGAGAUCGGAACCGCGCGAGACAACGCCAAAGUUCGAUGAUCAGGAGAUCUUCUACGAUUCGACGAAGACGGACCCAAUUCCGUGGUUCCGUAAGUUCGAACUCAAGUUGCAGCUACACUACGUCAGUGAGCACAAGCAUCACGCGUACUUAUACUCCCGCUCGGGGGGCGCAUGCCAAGCAUGGCUGGACAAUCUCCUGACCAAGUACGGAGUGGUGGCUGCCGACUUGCAUACCAAGAUCAGUUGGGAUGAUCUAAAGGCGGAGUGGCAUAAGCGGUUCCAAGUAGAGCCGCCGGAGAUCAAGGCAAUGGACAAGCUGAUGGUCUUCGAACAAGGCACACUGCCGACUGUUGACUGGAUUGCCGAGUACCAACGCUUGACAUCCGUCCCAGACAUUCAAAUGGUCUUCAAAGCCAUCAAACACUACUUCAUCUCGAGGUCGUGUCCGGCGUUGGGCAAUGCCUUGACUCACGUCGAGGACACCCUGACGACACCAGCGGAGCUCUUCGACAAGGCCGCGCGGAUUAUUGUCAUGAACAAGGAGGCUAAGAACCUCCACUGUUCCGGCGACUUAUCGUCUUCAAGUGGUUCUUCACGGGAUUCGGCGCGUGAGUUCAACAUAGAGGUAUUGGACCCGCUCACGUCCGAGGAUUUCGCAUGGCUUCCUCUCCCGACCACAGGCCGCUUGCCGGGACCGCAAUGCGCAGCAYUAUCCGCUCAUCUUCACACGUACUUAUCCGUCUAUGCACCACCAACUUCGCCUACGGAUGACGAAGUCACGGUGGGGGACAUCCUUGCGUAUGUUACCAAGGUGGCCCGCGAGUUUUGCAAUCAGCGGUACGACGACAACAACGCACCGCUCCUCUAUGKCCGCAUCCAAGUUGGGCAAGCGUUCUGCAGCGCUUUGCUGGAUAGCGGCGCAUCUCGCAAUUUUAUGAGUCAGGCCUUUAUGCAAAAGGUUGGCCUUGGCGCACAAGUUCGAAGGAAGGUAAACCCGAUGGCGAUCAAGUUGGCGGACGGAAGGAUGCAGCAACUUAUCGACCGCGACAUCGAGGCCGUACCGGUGUAUUGUGCACCUCAUGCAUGCGAACCGGUGGCAUUCGACAUUUUGGACACGGACUUCGACAUUAUUUUGGGAAUGCCUUGGCUUGCAAGUGCGGAUCACACGGUCAACUUCCACCGGCAGACUCUUACCAUUCGGUACGCCUUCGGCACCAAAGUGUUGUGUACUAUUUCUCUUCCGCACCCUUCAAUUCAGUGCCAAGUGGUAACGGCCAAGUCAUUCUGGGCUACUUGCGCUUACGAGCAGCCCGAUGAGAUAGGCCUAUGCUUCCUAUGGACCGUCACGGUAGUCGAUUCUUCACCCAUGGACUUGUCUUCGGACUCCCGUGUGGUGCGGCUGCUUGACGAGUUCGCCGACAUCUUCGAGUCACCUACCGGUGUGGUGCCGGAUCGGCCAACCUCUCACGAGAUCAUUCUUGAGGCCGGUGUCGUGCCGCCGAAAGGUUGCAUUUAUCGCAUGAGCGAGGAGGAGCUUACGGUCCUCCGCGUGCAACUCGAUGACUUGUUGGACAAGGGCUGGAUCCGCCCUAGUAGCUCUCCAUAUGGAGCGUCGGUUCUCUUCGUACGGAAGAAGAACAAGGAUCUACGAUUGUGCAUCGACUACCGCAAGCUCAACACGCAAACCAUCAAGAAUUCGGGGCCUCUUUCUCGUAUUGACGAUCUUCUUGAGCGAUUGGGCGGCACAAAGUACUUCUCUAAGUUGGAUUUGAAGUCGGGAUACCAUCAGAUUUCGAUCCGACCGAACGAUCGCUAUAAAUCCUCGUUCAAGACACUGUAUGGGCAUUUUGAGUGGGUGGUCAUGCCUUUUGGCCUCACCAACGCCCCGGCGACCUUUCAAGCGGCAAUGACCAACGAGUUCCGUGAGAUGUUGGACCGGUUUGUGCUGGUCUACUUGGACGACAUUCUCGUCUAUAGCCAGUCAUUGGAGGAUCAUCUUGAGCACCUUCGACGAGUGUUGGAGACGCUCCGCCACGCCAAGUACAAGGCCAACUGCGACAAGUGCGAAUUUGUCCGGCAAGAGAUGGAAUACUUGGGCCAUUUUGUCACAUCGAAGGGCAUCAGUCCACUAUCGGACAAGAUUCAAGCCAUCCAAGAGUGGUCGGAGCCACGGAACGUCACGGAUGUCCGUUCGCUCCUUGGCCUUGCCAGCUACUACCAACAUUUUAUCAAGGGAUACUCGAAGAUCGCGGCCCACUUGACCAAGCUUCAAUGUGAGGACCGGUCGUUUGACUUCGGAGAGGAUGAGCGGGAAUCAUUUUGGCUCUCAAAGUCGCGCUAUUAUCUGCGGAGGUCUUGCGCAUAUACAACCCUGUGACGAACCAAUUUCUGUUCCGCACGAUUUUCUGUGCGAUGACAAUGAGGGGUCUUAAGAUG